Messenger RNA from Colletotrichum costaricense, 375 nucleotides. RefSeq lists its product as uncharacterized. The coding region runs from base 1 to 375 and encodes 124 amino acids. The transcript is spliced from 2 exons. The record is from RefSeq and is a predicted model, not a curated record. Lineage: Eukaryota; Fungi; Ascomycota; Sordariomycetes; Glomerellales; Glomerellaceae.
AUGGAGCGAGUCGUCCGGUCCAACAAGAGAGCAGAAGUCGGACAGUGUGACAAGUCCAAGAGGGAGGCAAACAUCAGCAGAGAGUGUGGCCCCAAAGGCGCCGGCGUCUGUUUCCAGAGCCGUAGCCGUGGCCGUAUACUAGAGGUCCUGGGAAAGAGAGAAGACGAGAGCAAAUGGAAUGCCACACCUUACGCAGCAAGCUCUUCGACGCUAGCUCGGGUCUCAGGUACCGCAGCUUGCGGUGGCCACUCAGAGGCUCGCAGAAUGACACCGGCGGGAUGUUAUGGUGUGAGUGGUACAGCAUGUUCAGCUCCCACUUUGCGCGCGAGGGAUUUCCAGCCAAGUCAUGAGAGAUCCUGGGGUAGGAGCCUGUAG